Daucus carota subsp. sativus is the source of this 2538-nucleotide messenger RNA. Its product is annotated as receptor-like protein EIX2. The transcript has 3 exons. NCBI's taxonomy places the organism in Eukaryota, Viridiplantae, Streptophyta, Magnoliopsida, Apiales, Apiaceae. Gene Ontology annotation, molecular function: protein binding. The coding region runs from base 91 to 2253 and encodes 720 amino acids. The record is from RefSeq and is a predicted model, not a curated record.
CAUCCAGGCAAACAUGCUUAUAAAUAUGUUUAUACACAUGCAGAUGACAUUUAAGUAGAUCGAUUCUGCAACUCUCUUUCAAUUCUAGCUAUGGAAAUACAAAAACAUAUGAGUUUACUUCUACUUGUAUAUGCUACAUGUUUAACAUUUUGUUGCGGUAGCAUAGUCGGAGGCCCCCUGAAUGGAAGCUGCAUUCACAGCGAGAAACAAGCUUUGCUGCUUCUUAGGAAAAGCCUUCUUGUUGUAAACGACUCUUGGUUACCGUGGGAUGGAGAUGAUUGUUGUUCAUGGGACGGUAUUUAUUGCAACAGCAUAACAGGCCAGGUCAUCGAACUUGAUCUCGAAAUGUGUUGUCACGAAGGUUCGAUAUCUCAAUCCAUCGGGAACUUGACUGCUCUUACUCGAGUAUAUCUAUCUGGUAAUUCCAUUGAAGGCAUUAUACCAGAAUCCAUAGGAGCUUUAAAAUCUCUUACUUAUCUUGAUCUUUCUUCCAAUAAUCUCGGUGGUUUCUUUCCUCAAUCUUUCAGAAAUUUGACAUCUCUCAAUUGCCUUAAUCUUGAUUACAACAUAUUUACUGAUUCAAUUCCGGUUGAGAUUGGCAAUCUUACCAAACUUUCAGACCUCAGGUUGAGUAAGAAUUGGUUUAGUGGUUGUCUACCAGAAUCACUUUGCCAACUAAGGGAUUUAAUCGGACUGGUGGUUGAUGAUAAUCAACUGGGAGGAAGCAUUCCUAAAUGCAUCGGAAAACUAUCAAAUCUAUAUUUUUUGGAUCUUGAUUCCAAUUCAUGGGACGGUAUUAUAUCUGAGCAUCACUUUGUCAACCUCACCAAGCUUCAUUCAUUUCGAAUUUCUUCAAACUCCAACUUCAUGGUUAAUAUCAGUUCUAGAUGGGUUCCUCCAUUUCAGCUUCAUGAUAUAUACAUGGACUCCAUAAAAGUGCCCCAGUUUCCCAAAUGGCUUAUAACACAGAGAACACUUGUUGACAUCACAAUGACAAACACGAGCAUAUCAGACACCACGUUAGCAAUUCCAAAUAGUGUGACUCAUUUAGACCUCUCAAAUAACCACUUGUUUGGUAAUAUCCCUGCUCUUUUAUGCAAUAAUACGUCCUUGAGGACUAUGCUUCUCUCUGAUAAUAAAUUUUCAGGAGCGCUGCCCCCGUGCCUAGGAAAUUUGACAGGCUUGAAUGAUUUUUCCAUUAUGAAUAACAACCUCAGUGGAGAUAUUCCUAUUUCUUUAGGUUCUUUAAGGUUUCUCAGGUAUUUAAACUUGCACAAUAAUAAUUUUCAAGGCAAACUUCCACUGUCCUUCCAAAAUUUGUCAUCUAUAAUCGGACUUGAUGUGGGAAAGAACAAUUUAAGCGAUAUCCUUCCUCGUUGGACUUCGAAGUUGCUGGAUCUCAGGUAUUUAAUACUACGGUCCAACAAUUUCUACGGUGAAAUUCCCACGGAUAUUUGUCAUCCAUCAAUUCAAGUUCUAAACCUGGCAAAAAAUGACAUAACGGGAAAUAUUCCUCUUUGCUUCGGCAAUUUUACUGCCAUAAUUACAGGUUAUAACAGCGGAAAAGAAGAAGGUCCAUCAUACUCAAGUCUGAGUUAUGAAGAUAUCAUUAUGGAUGAUCCAAAAGGAUAUGAAGUAACAUAUUCCUCUACACUCGAUUUUCUUUAUUCCAUUGAUUUAUCAAAUAACAACAUCAGUGGCGAGAUUCCAGAGGAGUUGAUGAACCUCCAUGGUUUGUUGAGUUUAAACAUAGCUGGUAACCGACUAUCCGGAAGGAUCCCUGACACGAUAGGGAAAUUGGAUUUACUGGAAUUUCUUGAUCUGUCCAGAAAUGAACUUGAUGGUCAUAUUCCACAGAGUCUGUCAAAUCUGAGCUUUUUAAGCGGUUUAAACCUCUCCUUUAAUGAUUUUUCGGGGAGAAUACCAACGGGAAACCAACUCCGAACCCUAGAUGAUCCUUCCAUUUAUGUUGGAAACAAUCAGCUCUGUGGUCCAUCCAUCCUGAAGCCAUGUCCUGGUGACACCGAUUCACAUGAUUUUCACAACAACAAUGAAGCUGAAUUUUAUUCGGAUGACGAGCACGUGUGGUUUUAUGCAGGGAUAGGACCUGGUCUCUUGGUUGGCUUUCUGGGAUUCUGCGCUUCUUUGCAUUUCAUUCCAACAUGGAGGUACUUCUACUUUCACUCUGUUGAAAGAUUCUCUGACAAGAUAGCGCUUUCCAUUGCUUUGUGGCGGAGAAGGUUCCAGAACUAAGAGUGGAUUCAGGUUCUUCAUCAAGCUGUAGCCUUGGACAAGAAAGAUGUUGGGAUUUCUUGCAUCAUAUGACUCCAUCUUUACCAAUAUAUAUACUUUCAUGUUCCUAUAUUCUCUGUUUCUGCUUCUUGUAUUCUCUUCUGUACCUUGUUAUUGUACGUUCCUGGUCAUUUUAACAAUAAUACUGCUAAAGUUUAUCUUGGUUGAGAAUGGAACAUGCUGUUAGUCUUAACUAAAGGAUGAUAUAUACAGUUAAGGGUCCGGAGGUCCUUGACAAGCGAUUGA